Messenger RNA from Populus trichocarpa (black cottonwood), 782 nucleotides. Its product is annotated as probable disease resistance protein At4g27220. NCBI's taxonomy places the organism in Eukaryota, Viridiplantae, Streptophyta, Magnoliopsida, Malpighiales, Salicaceae. The record is from RefSeq and is a predicted model, not a curated record. The transcript has 2 exons. The coding region runs from base 16 to 459 and encodes 147 amino acids.
UUUGGAUGUACAAGUAUGAAGAAGUUGUUCCCUCUUGUCUUCCUGCCAGACCUAGAAGUGAUUGAAGUUAGUAAUUGUGAGAAAAUGGAGGAGAUAAUAGAAAUAAGAUCAGAUGAUGAAGGGCUUAUCGGUGAACUCGAACUUCCAAAGUUGAGAGAUUUGAAAUUGAUUGAAUUACCAGAAUUGAAAAGUAUUUUUAGUGAAAAACUGAUUUGCCAUUCUCUCAGAGUAAUUCACGUAAGAAAUUGUGCGAAGCUGAAGAGGAUGCCAAUUUGUCGUCCGUUGCUUGAAAAUGGCCAGCUAUCUCCUCCCCCUUCUCUCAGAGAAAUCUAUAUAGAACCAGAAGAAUGGUGGGAGACAGAAUUGAAGUGGGAGCAAUCUAACGCUAAGAAUGUCCUUCGUCACUUAGUAAAGUUUAAAGAAGUACGGGCCGAUGGUGAAGAAAGACCUCUUAUUUAAUAAGGAUUGGAAGAAAGCAUAUUCUGAAUAAGUCUUGUUGUUGUUUCUGUUAUGCCCUCUGUUCUGCUUCUAGUGAUAGAGAGGCUGCUUUGUUGUUCAUGACUAUCAUUGGGCUUUCUGAGGCUUGUCAUUCACCUGCUCUCAUGCAUAGAGAUCUUAAGCCUUACAGCUUAUUGUUUCAUAGUGUACGUUGAGGAGGAUGCUCCUCUUAAGGCCACAGAUUUUAUACUCUCUGUAAUAUUGUAUGGUACAUUUAAUACUUGUUUUGGAAUUUUUAUUUUCAUCUUGGAUUCCAUGUGUUCAUUCACUGUGUGUCUUUCAUU